AUGUCUUCCACUUUGGAUGACAGUAUGUCUGUUCUGCCCGGUGAAAGCGGCAGCGUGGCUGAGAUAUUGGGAUCUUCCGAAAGUCUCACCAGUCACUCUGGCUCCACCGAACCGGCAGAUUCGGCGAGUGCAAUCGCCUUAACUGCUGCCUUCCAUUUCACCGGCACCUCCGCGUCAGCCAAUGGUGCGACGAUGCAAGAAUGUUUCCUUCAGUCCGUCGUGUCAUCUGCACAACAGUAUGAACUUCUCAUCACUCGUCUACGCGGGCUGAGCCGUGAAUGGACGGAGUUUUGCGAUCAGGAAAUCUCGCUACAACUUGGGUCGGAUGACCGAUCAGAUGCCGCCACCGCAAACAGCACCCGCACGAUUGCGGGCGCACAAAACGUCGUCUCUACAGCGGCGCAUACAACAUCCUCUCCUAGCGUGAAUACGCGUAUUCGACGAAGCUUGCUUCCAUCUAUGCAGUUCGCAGAUCGCUGCCUUUCCGUUCUGCGAUACCUUGGAGCCGUGGAGACCGAUAAACUU
Molecule: messenger RNA, 525 nt
Organism: Dicrocoelium dendriticum
Lineage: Eukaryota; Metazoa; Platyhelminthes; Trematoda; Plagiorchiida; Dicrocoeliidae
Source: the annotation of a GenBank genome assembly